GCCACGGAAGCUUCACAGCAACUGUCAUUUCACGAAGCCUUCUUCUCACCGAAUCCCCAGUUUCACUCUCAACACUUCUCAACCACACACAGACAGAAUCCUCCAACCAACAAAAGAAAUGCCACGAAGAACCCCCACCCCCAACCUCACCACCCUAACCUCAAAGCUCGAAUCGGCCUCGACCCGCCUCCGCAAAAGCUUCAAAUACACCGACGACAACAGCACCGACGAUGACAUCCCAGAAGUGAUGGACGAACAAGAACAAGAAACCCUCAUCACAACCCUCACCACCCGCAAUGCCCACUCCAACACCCUCACCCUCCGCCUCCUCCUCACCCUCCCCGUCCUCUCUUCCCUCCCCUACCUCCUUUUAUUCCCCACAUCUCCCCCCAUCUUCCCCCUUCUAGCCCUCUCCUCCCUAUCAUCAACCCUCUACCUGCUGUACACCCUCCCCGUCACCUCGACAGGCUUCAACGCCCUCGACAAACCACCCCCCAGCAUCCAAGGGAAGAUAAUCCAACCGCCAGUUGCCAAGUCCCCGUUGGAAGAGUACCUCCCCUGGUUGAACUUGUUGCUAGUGACAGUACUAGCAUUAAUGGGCUUAGUGCAAGAGAAAACAGGAAAAGGUGGGGGGCCUCACCCGGUAUUGCUAGGCGUGCUACCGGGCGUGGUGUACGGCGUUUGUGUUGCAACAAAAAAGACGAUGGCGGGGGUGGAUGUGGAAAAGGAGUUGGGCCGGUUGAGGUAUGGGUAUAAGGGUGCUUGAGUUUUACACAUUCAUACAUUACAUACGUCUAGAAAGAUAUCA
Messenger RNA from Podospora pseudocomata, 808 nucleotides. RefSeq lists its product as uncharacterized. The transcript has 2 exons. NCBI's taxonomy places the organism in Eukaryota, Fungi, Ascomycota, Sordariomycetes, Sordariales, Podosporaceae. The record is from RefSeq and is a predicted model, not a curated record. The coding region runs from base 119 to 766 and encodes 215 amino acids.